Molecule: messenger RNA, 756 nt
Organism: Penicillium samsonianum
Lineage: Eukaryota; Fungi; Ascomycota; Eurotiomycetes; Eurotiales; Aspergillaceae
Exons: 1
Coding region: 1-756 (251 amino acids)
Source: RefSeq, a predicted model, not a curated record
AUGGGGAAAACACUACAAAAGAGACACUCUUGGACGGACGAGGAGCUGAAAAUCCUACCAUACCUCCGGUACACUCGCCAUUGGCGCUUCAAGAAAAUACAAACGUCCUACUUCCCAUCACUUUCUCCGAACGCACUCUUGGGAGCCUACUGGCGCCUGUCCACUGAAGACCGCAUACGCCGAGCAUCGAGGAUCACCACCCCAAUAAUCGCUCCUCGCGACACUGGUGAAGACCUCCCAGGUUCCUCCCAAGCUCAGCCCACGUGUUCCAGUAUCGCACAGGGGACAAGUCGCUAUCGCACUCUCGCUCAAUCAGAAAACAACAUUGAGACUUUGGCCUUCACCCCACCAAGUCCUGUGGGUGGAGGGGAUCCAUUCAUUUCCGACAACAGCAAUUCGGGUCGUUACAAACUCAGGCCAAACAGAGCCUCAAUCUUCCCUCCAAGGAAGCCGGAAUAUCUAGUUGACCGACGCCGUUUCCCCCACUUCUUUAGAUCGUACAAGUACUCUCUCAAUCUACAAGGAGUCCCAGACAGCGACUAUACUCCUCCAUCUCGGAUGCCUACGCCAAGUUCAUCAGAUCGAAGCGUUUCCAUUGUUUCAAGCCUUCCCAGUGCCGCGUCAAGCCUUGAACUCUUCGGCUUGGAGGUGCGCUCUCUUCAGUCAUCAGAUCGUGAAUCGGCUUCCUCUGAUCGGCCCAACGACGUAUCUAGCCCUGACUUCUUCAGCUCUGAGGAGCAUCCAUUGCCAACAUGA